This is a messenger RNA of Helianthus annuus (common sunflower), 603 nucleotides long. Its product is annotated as sulfated surface glycoprotein 185-like. The record is from RefSeq and is a predicted model, not a curated record. The transcript has 4 exons. Lineage: Eukaryota; Viridiplantae; Streptophyta; Magnoliopsida; Asterales; Asteraceae. Bases 1 to 603 code for a protein of 200 amino acids.
AUGGAGAUGCUUCGGUUGGAGAAAGAAACGGUCGAGCAGGAAAAUAAAAAAAAGGAGAGGAAGGGAAGCUAUAACAUAUGUUUGGGGAUGGAGGGGAAUGAUGAAAUAGAUGGUAAUGUGAUGCUGAGAAGUACUUCAGAACCUCUUAUGUCUGCGCCGUGCAGACCACGCGCAGACAUAAGGACUUGUCUUGAGGUCUUCAAACCUCUUCUGAAGACUUAUCUCCUUCUCAAAACAUCUCCUCCUCAAAACACAGAACCUCAACCAUUCACCUCACCUCCGGCGCCACCACCUUCACCUCCGGCGCCACCACCUCCCCCACCACCUUCACCUCCGGCGCCACCACCUCCCCCACCGGCUCCUCCUCCUCGUCGACUUACACCUCAGCCGCAGCCCCUCCUCCUGCUCGAUCUCCAACCUCAUCUGCCACCACCUCCCCCACCGGCUCUACCUCGUCGUCGACCUCCACCUCCGGCUCCCCUUCUUCUCCGGCUCCCCUUCUUUGCCGGCUCCCCUUCUUCUCCGGCUCCCCUUCUUCUCCGGUGGGUGGUGGCUGAAGUGGUGGUGGUUGAUUGUGGUGGUGGAGGUGGACGGUGGUUGUAG